AUGAGCGGCAAAGAUGCUGCUCCUAAGAGCUCCGUUGCAGCAGAGGCAAAGGUGGACUUUGCCCCACAGACCAGCAAGGUAGAGGACUUCCAGUACUAUCCUGAUAAGCCUCUGGACAAAUUGCACAGCAAGUCAUUUUUCGUGAAAGAACCAUCGCGUUACUACGAUCCAUGCGCAGAAUCUUCCAAGAUGGCCGUGAGAUGCAUGGAGAGCCAUGAGGAUGACUACCGCGAAGUAUGUGCGGAAUACUUCAAGGCUUAUCGAGAGUGCAAGAAGGAGUGGAUGUUGAAGAGGCGAGAGGGAACGUGGUAG
Molecule: messenger RNA, 312 nt
Organism: Kuraishia capsulata CBS 1993
Lineage: Eukaryota; Fungi; Ascomycota; Pichiomycetes; Pichiales; Pichiaceae
Exons: 2
Coding region: 1-312 (103 amino acids)
Source: RefSeq, a predicted model, not a curated record